GGGUGGUCAUUGACAUUUUUAAAUUUUGUAAACAAACCCACGUGUAAACAAAUAAUUUUCUAAGGAUUUUUGUGGAAAAAAAUCAGUAAAAACCACUGAGAAAAAUGGUAAAAGUGCGAAAACAGCGUCAGAAGAAGUCGUACAACUAUGCAGCUAAUAGAAAACGGAUGAACAAGAAGCAGACUCGCGAUGGGAAGAUCAAAUGUCCGGAGGCAAAGGGUGCUUGGGAGAAAAGUCGCACUGUGAGCAAGAAUUUCAAAAAUAUGGGUCUGUCGAGUGAUCCCAAUGCUGCAAUUCCCAUCCGGAAGAGUCAGAAGCAGCGUGUUGAGGUGCUGAAGAAAAGUCUCGAGAGUAGGGAUAUUCCUAAGGAUGUCGUGUCAAAUGCCCUGGAGGCUGGAAUUCGUAGAAAGAAGAGGAAGAAGGUGGUUGCACCAAAGGGGCAUGUGGCGAAGGAACUCGAAGAGAAUGCCAAUGCACCGAGAGAAAGUGGUUUCCGCUACUCCAAAGGCCAAGUUACGUUGAUCUCCUACUACCUGGACAAGUACAAGUUGAACUACAAAGCCAUGGUGAGAGACAGGAAGAACUAUGAGCAGGAGACAUGGAAGCAAUUGAGGAGGAAAAUACGGAAAUUCCUGUCAAUUCAGGAGCACGUCGAUGGAUACCUCAAAUCAAGGGGCCUGGAGAGACUGAGCCUGGAGGAAGAGGACACAGAUUCAGACUGAGGUGUUAUUUUGUUCAAGCCUCUUUUUUUUUAAUUGUUUCUCCAUGUUUUUUUUUGUUUUUCUUCUCUUUGUGGUAAUUGAUUAUGUCACAUACAUUACAUUUAAAUAGGUUUUUUUUCUCAACUGCAAGAUAUUUUGGGAAUUUUCUUUUUGAAUAGAACUUUUUUGUUUUCAAGUUAUUGAAGUGUAUUUUUUGUUUCUACCAAGGAGAAUACAUGGGAAAGAGAUUGAAGGGGGUAUAUUUUUCUUUUAGUUUUGUGCAAUAUCUUUGCCAAAAAACACUAUAUAUCUUCCUGCCUUCAAUCCUUGAAAAGAUAUUUUCAGGAUUUUUCCUCUUGGCAGGAAUUUUCUUAAGAAAAAAUUAUACCCAAUAUAAUUAUUAAUGUGAAUAAACACUUAACGAAUUAAAUUUUUUUUCUAAUUAAUAAAA
Messenger RNA from Phlebotomus papatasi, 1152 nucleotides. RefSeq names its product nucleolar protein 16. Bases 105 to 722 code for a protein of 205 amino acids. Gene Ontology annotation, cellular component: nucleolus. Gene Ontology annotation, biological process: ribosomal large subunit biogenesis. The record is from RefSeq and is a predicted model, not a curated record. NCBI's taxonomy places the organism in Eukaryota, Metazoa, Arthropoda, Insecta, Diptera, Psychodidae. The transcript has 2 exons.